UGACGAGCUAUGGACGAUUUUGACGCCUCCCCCCGGGCCUCGAAGCGACGCCGAACAGGAACAUAUGCCACGAGAAGGCGGACGCUGGCCUCGUCACCUGCGGAGUCUGUGAACGAGACGCAAAGAGAGACAAAGGCCGUCGAGUCGAACGAGAGGAAAAGGGUGUCGGAGCACGAGGCACACAAUACUGAGAAUGAACAGUCUGCGGCUAUUGGCGAACAUGAGGCCGUUGAGCCGGACGACGAGGAAAAUGCUGCCCGGAACACACCCCGCAGGAGCAGUGGCCGAAGAACCAAGGCAAUAAAUGGUGUUUCAGACCCAGUCUCGGAUGCCCCCCCCAAUAACUCGACAAAAGGGAAGACAAUUGACCAGGGUGUACGGGAAGGCGGAGAAAACCCACAGAAUGACCUCCAUGUCCCUGGAGCAGAAGAUGAACACGAGGAAGGGGAGAGCACAACCUCGGAAAGACCACGAUCAAGCACACGUUUAAGACGACCAUCUCGACGACUCGAACAUGCCAAUGCGGAACCACCAUCACAAAAAUCUAAACGACGGAAAACAGCUGAUGGGAAACCCUCGACUGAGUCUGUGUCAUUACAGCCGGUUUCUGUCACCGCACCAACCAGUGUUCUAUCACCACAACCAAAAGGAAUUCUAACUCCGUCUCGACGCGGUCGCGGUGGUCGGAUUGGGCCACGUAAAUCGGUGGCUUUUGAGGGGGCCGUGGAUGACGAUCAGAGGCAGAUUGAAGAGCAACUCGGCUUCAAGGACAUAGUCCCUUCGAGCAAGAAGAGCGGAAAGAACCAAUCAAAGCACGUCGACACCCGCAAAGUGGUGAAGCCCACAGUAGACCAGGAAGAACUUGAGGAUGCUCUCGAACACGGAGACUCAGAGUCGGGAGACGAAGAUGCCGGGAACGAGGGAUCCUUUUUGGAAGAGUCAUUUGAUAUCAACGACAUCAUCUCAGGCUCUCAUGUCGCAGAAGUUCCUCCACCAGGAGAUGUCCCUGCCGAUACCACCGAAGACGAGGAUCCACACCUCACAAGUGUCAAACGACAAAUCCUCUCUCGUAUCACAGAUACCCACAGCGACGACCUCUCAUUCUCACCUUCGCCUGUCCCCUCCCAUCUGCAGACCCAGUUUACAACUCUAAAUACCCUUUUGACUGCAACGGUAGCAUCUGGCGAAUCCAACUCUCUCCUCCUCCUUGGCUCCCGCGGCAGCGGAAAAUCUCUCCUCAUCCGACACGCCUUGGAUGCCUUGGGGAAAACCCAUGGCGGCGACUUUCACGUCGUCAAGCUCAACGGCUUCUUCCAGACUGAUGACAAACUGGCGCUGAGGGAAAUAUGGCGCCAGCUGGGCAGGGAGAUGGCGGUGCCCGAGGACGAGACGGGGGAAGUGAGCAGUUACGCUGACACGAUGGCGAGUCUGUUGAGUCUGUUGAGUCACCCGGAGGAGCUGGUUGGCGACCUCGACUCUAUGGCCCUUGAUAACAGCACGGCGGAAAGAAAGGCUGAGGGAGGAAACCACGCGUCCAAAAGUGUGAUUUUCGUCCUGGAUGAAUUCGACCUUUUCACCACCCACCCACGACAAACAUUGCUCUACAACCUCUUCGACAUCGCCCAGGCACGGAAGGCCCCCAUCGCGGUGAUCGGCUGCUCCACGCGCAUGGAUAUCGUCGACUGUCUGGAGAAGAGGGUCAAGAGUCGCUUCAGCCACCGCUGGCUGCACGUCCCCAGCGUGAAGAGUCUUGUUGCCUUCGCGGAAGUCGUGACGGGUGUGCUGUGCUUGCCGGUUGAUGGGAAGGACGCACUGGGUGUCACGAAGGAGGACCUCGAUUGGAGGCGAAAAUGGAACGACUACAUCAAGACCAAGCUCCUCCCUGCGUCCUCCACACAAGCAGUCAUGGAGAAAAUCUUCUACGGCACGAAAUCCAUUCCGGACAUGCUGGCGGCGUUGUACAUCCCCGUUGCUACCAUAUCCCUGCCUGCGGAGAACGAAGUCGGUGACGACAGCCUUUCCCAGUCCCGUCCACCCGUUAUCGCCGACACAACAAGCUCGCCGCCCUCGCUGCUGGACCUCCUCCCGCAUCUGCCCAUUCUCCAUUUGUCCCUCCUCAUCUCUGCCGCGCGUCUCGAGACGAUCUACGACGUCACAACCACGAAUUUCACGCUCGUCCACAAGCAAUAUACCGAGCUGCUCACUCGCUCCAAGCUUCAGCGCUCAUCGUCGUUUUCGUUCACGAAAUCCGGGGCUCUCACGGGUACGGGCCUGAGAUCGUGGAGCAAGGACACUGCGAGGGCUGCGUGGGAGGAUCUGGCGCAGUGGCAAUUCAUUGUGCCGCACUCAGGGGUGGGCGGCCCGAGCGGCGCCGGAAGGCUGGGCGACGAAGGGCUCGGGGGUGAUGGUAUAACAAGCAAAAUGUUCAGGCUGGACGUGACUCUUGAUGAGAUUGCGUGGGCGAUUAGAAAAAGGUCCGAUACCGUCUCUGCCGGUGAAACCUUGAUGAAAUGGUGCAAAGAGGUAUAACCUAGUUCGUAGCGAAUGCACACAACCCAAAGUAGAAGCCAAAAACAUGUACCGC
Cladophialophora immunda is the source of this 2584-nucleotide messenger RNA. RefSeq lists its product as uncharacterized. Lineage: Eukaryota; Fungi; Ascomycota; Eurotiomycetes; Chaetothyriales; Herpotrichiellaceae. Gene Ontology annotation, molecular function: DNA replication origin binding. Gene Ontology annotation, biological process: DNA replication; DNA replication initiation. The transcript has 2 exons. The coding region runs from base 10 to 2529 and encodes 839 amino acids. The record is from RefSeq and is a predicted model, not a curated record. Gene Ontology annotation, cellular component: nucleus; nuclear origin of replication recognition complex.